Molecule: messenger RNA, 1856 nt
Organism: Anas platyrhynchos (mallard)
Lineage: Eukaryota; Metazoa; Chordata; Aves; Anseriformes; Anatidae
Source: RefSeq, a predicted model, not a curated record
GCUGAGAGCGAGCCCCCCCGGGCAUGUGGGGGUGGUUUUGUGCUUUCGGAAUGAGAGCCUUGGGGGCUGUUGGAAGGAAAGCGGGGACAUGCAGAGGGAGGCACUUAAAGCAGCCUUUGCUUUGGAAUGACCCCCGAGGGAAGGGGAGAAAGCGGGAUGCUGCUGCACUCGCUGUGUUACGGGCAGGCGGCCUCGAUAUGGAGUUCACUGGCUUACACUCGGCUGUCCCACAAAAUAACCAGCCCAGCCUGUUUGAUUCCCCUGCCGAGCGGUACCUGAAGGUCAGGCAGAGCGUGCAGUGCUUCACAGUCACCCAGCUGGGGCUGGCAAUAUUCACAAAAGAAAAUUCAAACAAGUAUGUGGUGCAUUCAUACAACUUUUUUCUCUUUCCGUCAACAUUGGGAGUUACGGAUGUUGAAUUCACCCUCUCUGCGUCUAGCAUUCAAUUCCUGUCUCAUCAUGGCUUUGACUUUAAUAAGUUCCUGAAAGAUGGAAUCCCGUACAUGAACGAGGUACAGGAGGAGAGCCUGAGCCAGCGUCUCUCAGAGGGCAGCUGGAGAGUCUGCAGUGCUGUGGGCAGGAAUGUGAUGAAGAAGGCUAUUGAUGAAGUGACCAGGUGGAUCGUAGCAGCAGAGGAAGGGGAGACCAUGACUCUGAAGGAUCUGAGUGGCUCUCACAUGCUUGAAGUUCAGCUGGUUCUGAGACAAGCGCUCCAGAAUGUUUGGACACAGCCUCUUGAAGACAGUGAGGUAGUGGUGAAAAAAGUGAGUCUGCAACAACGCCGACUUCUGGAAAACUCUUCUUAUGACUACUGCCGGAAGGAGCUGAUUCUCACGUCUGCCCGGGGCUUCACCAACCUUUUCCAGAUACUUGUUGAAGCUAAAAAGCCACUGGUGGGACAUAACAUGUUCAUGGACCUCUGUCAUCUUCAUGACAAGUUCUACAAACCCCUUCCAGAAAGCUACGAGGAGUUUAAAAGGAAUAUUCACAACCUGUUCCCUGUCCUCAUAGACACCAAGACUGUAACAAAAUCCAUCUGGAGGAAUCAUCGGUUUCCUCGAGUAUCUACUCUUUUGGAGGUGUAUGAGGUUCUGUGCAGCAACAACCUAAACCCCACAGAUCCAACGGGCCCAGUGAUUACUCUCGCAAGUGACUGUUCACGAUACGCUGAGAAGAAAUCCCCUCAUGAGGCAGGCUAUGAUGCAUUUCUCUGUGGUUCAGUUCUUCUGAAGUCAGCUCAUUUGCUACUACACAGAGUGACAAAAUGUAGUGAUACAGUGGAGGCUGAUCCUUCUUUCUCUCAGUAUCUCACUGCGUUAGCUGAGUACCUGAACAAGGUGAAUUUCAUCCGAGGUGGUGCCUCAAGCAUUAAUUUUUCUGGGGAAGAUGUUCCCAGCCAACAUCCCCCUCCCUUGGUUGUCCGUGUCCGAGGCUGGCCACAGAUGAAUGAAAGGCAGAUUUACCAGGAGUUAAAAGCUCUUUGUCGCUUUGAUGUCAGAAGGCUAUCAGAGAACCAGUUCAUUUUGCUCUCCAAUAAAUUUAAGCAUGAUAUCUGCUUUUAUUACAGUGUCAGGCGUGUUCUCCGCAAUUAUAAACACCACCCUCAUCUGCAGAUCUCUGUCUAUCGCCACUGGAGGCACUCUCCACGUGUGAACUGCUUGUUGCAAGUGUCUGGUAUUGUGGCACUGUGGUCUCUCUUGGCCUUUGUACUCGGGGGACGUCCUUGCUGUUCAUCAUAAACGACUCUCUUUCAGCUGAGACAUGAGGAACACCGACUUUUUUUUUUUGAAUGCUUGUUCUGUUUUGUUUCAUUUUCCCUUCAUUCAAUAAAGUAUAUAUAUAAAAAGUGUUUUAAA